UUGUACACCACAAAUAUACCCAACUUUUAUUUGUCAAUUACACUUUAAUAAAGCUGGGGGAAGCAACUUUUUUUGGGCACAGCAUCCGGCUUUUAUUUACUAACUUUGAGAACAGAGUACCUUGAUCAAUUAAACGGUAGGGAGCGCUGUGGAGACAGCAUCCUCCCCAGUCCGGGAAAAGAGGCAGGGAAAGGAGGCCUAGGAUGCCUGGGGCCCAGCGGCCUCUUCCCUCCUGGCGUCCCCGGCGGCCUUCGCUCCCAGGCCCCGCAGUCUCAUUUGCCGCUUCCGACGCGUGACCCCGGCGCGCUAGCGUCCGGGACCGGUGACAGGCGCAGGGUGCGCCAAGCGGUCCCAUGUGUCCCCUCCCUCUCGCGGCCGCCGCAGUCGCUGCGCCCCGAGCCUCGCUCCGGCUCCUCAACAGAGCGCUCGCUGCCGCCAUGUCUACCGCUCGGCCACUCAAAUCCGUGGACUACGAGGUGUUCGGGAGAGUGCAGGGUGUUUGCUUCAGAAUGUAUACAGAAGAUGAAGCUAGGAAAAUAGGAGUGGUUGGCUGGGUGAAGAAUACCAGCAAAGGCACCGUGACAGGCCAAGUGCAGGGGCCAGAAGACAAAGUCAAUUCCAUGAAGUCCUGGCUGAGCAAGGUUGGAAGCCCUAGUUCUCGCAUUGACCGCACCAACUUUUCUAAUGAAAAAACCAUCUCUAAGCUUGAAUACUCUAAUUUUAGUAUUAGAUACUAAUAGAAGAGAAAAAUUGUAACACUUACACUGAACAAUAGAUACUGUAGGUUCUUAAGACUAUGUAUACUAGAAUAAUCGUAGCAGAGUAGGGUGAAAAGGAACUUUCUGUUCUGAAAGCUAAGCGACUGUAUGUGUUACUAAAAAUGUCUGACACUGAAAUAAUUUUACUCAACUAUGUUUUCAACAAGCAAAAAUAUAGUAUUCUAAGAUUAAAAUGUCAUAAAAUAUUUAGUAUGAACAUUUAAUUUAAACUUGUCUCAUGGAAUCUUCAAUUUCAAUGAACAUUACAGCAUAUAUAUGUUAUUUGGAGAAACAUAAAGUUAACCAUUUAAAAAUUAUUUUCA
Molecule: messenger RNA, 1081 nt
Organism: Nomascus leucogenys (northern white-cheeked gibbon)
Lineage: Eukaryota; Metazoa; Chordata; Mammalia; Primates; Hylobatidae
Gene: ACYP2
Product: acylphosphatase 2
Molecular function (GO): acylphosphatase activity
Source: RefSeq, a predicted model, not a curated record